Molecule: messenger RNA, 1699 nt
Organism: Lepus europaeus (European hare)
Lineage: Eukaryota; Metazoa; Chordata; Mammalia; Lagomorpha; Leporidae
Gene: GABRR1
Product: gamma-aminobutyric acid type A receptor subunit rho1
Exons: 10
Coding region: 96-1538 (480 amino acids)
Biological process (GO): chemical synaptic transmission; nervous system process; signal transduction
Cellular component (GO): GABA-A receptor complex; synapse; neuron projection
Molecular function (GO): neurotransmitter receptor activity; GABA-A receptor activity; extracellular ligand-gated monoatomic ion channel activity
Source: RefSeq, a predicted model, not a curated record
UAACGAACGGACCAAUAAUGUCUUAAGAGAGAAAAAAGAACAUCCUUUUCCUUUUCUACGGUUUCUGGAGAGAACUUGUGUGGAUUUGCAAACCUAUGGUGGCUGCCCAGAAUAUGAAAUUUGGCAUCAUUCUUUUGUGGUGGGGAUGGGUUCUGGCUACUGAAGGCCGAAUGCACUGGCCGGGAAGAGAAGUACACGAGAUGUCUCAGAAAAGCAGUAGACCUCAAAGACAGAGACGGGAAGCUCACGAAGAUACCCACAAGCAAGGCAGCCCAAUUCUGAAACGAAGUCCUGACAUCACCAAGUCGCCCCUGACAAAGUCAGAGCAGCUUCUGCGGAUCGAUGACCACGAUUUCAGCAUGAGGCCUGGCUUCGGAGGCCCAGCUAUUCCUGUUGGUGUGGAUGUGCAGGUGGAGAGCUUGGACAGCAUCUCCGAGGUUGACAUGGACUUCACGAUGACCCUCUACCUGAGGCACUACUGGAAGGACGAGAGGCUGUCCUUUCCGAGCACCAACAACCUUAGCAUGACAUUUGACGGGCGGCUGGUCAAGAAGAUCUGGGUCCCUGACAUGUUCUUCGUGCACUCCAAGCGCUCCUUCAUCCACGACACCACCACAGACAACGUGAUGCUGCGCGUCCAGCCGGACGGCAGAGUGCUGUACAGCCUCAGGGUUACGGUGACCGCCAUGUGCAACAUGGACUUCAGCCGAUUCCCGCUGGACACACAGACGUGCUCGCUUGAAAUCGAGAGCUACGCCUACACGGAAGACGACCUCAUGCUGUACUGGAAGAAAGGCAACGACUCCUUAAAGACAGACGAGCGGAUCUCGCUCUCCCAGUUCCUCAUUCAGGAAUUCCACACCACCACGAAGCUGGCCUUCUACAGCAGCACGGGCUGGUACAACCGCCUGUACAUCAACUUCACCUUGCGGCGCCACAUCUUCUUCUUCUUGCUCCAAACCUAUUUCCCCGCCACCCUGAUGGUCAUGCUGUCCUGGGUGUCUUUCUGGAUCGACCGCAGAGCUGUGCCUGCCAGAGUUCCCUUGGGCAUCACCACGGUGCUGACCAUGUCCACCAUCAUCACGGGCGUGAACGCCUCCAUGCCGCGCGUGUCCUACAUCAAGGCCGUGGACAUCUACCUCUGGGUCAGCUUCGUGUUUGUGUUCCUCUCGGUGCUGGAGUACGCGGCCGUCAACUACCUGACCACGGUGCAGGAGCGGAAGGAGCGGAAGCUACGGGAGAAGCUCCCUUGCACCUGUGGGCUACCUCAGCCCCGGGCUGUGAUGCUGGAUGGCAGCUACAGCGAUGUUGAAGUGAACGACCUGAGCAGCUUCGUGCCAGACAAUGGAGAGAAGCCGGACAGGAUGAUGGUGCAGCUGACCCUGGCCUCGGAGAGGAGCUCCCCACAGAGGAAAAGCCAGAGAAGCAGCUACGUGAGCAUGAGGAUCGACACCCACGCCAUUGAUAAAUACUCCAGGAUCAUUUUCCCAGCUGCAUACAUUCUAUUCAAUUUAAUAUACUGGUCUAUUUUCUCAUAGAUGCCUGUGAUUCUGUACGUUUCCUGUUCUCCAGGGUAUGCACUACGAAAUACUUGUGUUAUGAAAAAGAAUUUCAGGCUAUGGUAAACAAAUUCUCAGUAACCACCCAUUGUUUCACUGUCCCUUCUCCAGCUUUCCAAAGCUAUGCUGAUAAGACACUU